UGAAAUUUAGCAUUGUUGUUAAGUAACUCGAAGAGUUUAAAUCAUAGUUCUUAAGUGAAAUAAACUAAUUUUAAAACAUGAUGGGACUUAAGCUUUACUUUGUCGUGUUGGUUUUUAUUGGAUACGUAAGUGGCCAUGGAAUGAUGUUGGAUCCAGUAAACCGUGCAUCCCGCUGGAGAGAAGAUAAGACUGCUCCCGCAAACUAUGACGACAAUGGUCUAUACUGUGGUGGAUAUGCAGUUCAAUGGUCAGCUUAUGCUGGAAAAUGUGGACUCUGUGGAGAUAGCUACGGUGACCAAGUUCCAAGAGCUCAUGAACUUGGUGGAACAUAUGGUCAAGGAACAAUUGUUAAGAAAUACAAUGCUGGACAAGAAAUCAAUGUUUCAGUUAAAGUUACACAAAAUCACAAAGGAAAAUUCAUUUUCGAACUUUGUGACUUGGAUUCACGAAAAUCAGAAUCAGAAGAAUGCUUCAAAGCUAAUCAACUCAAACUUAAAUCAGGAGAAUCUGAGUAUUAUUUGAACUCUGAUGACAGUAAGGUCUAUAAUGCCACAUUAGUAUUACCAUCAAAUGUUAAAUGUAAACAUUGUGUUUUGAGAUGGACUUAUUUGACCGCUAAUUCUUGGGGAACAUGUGAUGACGGAACUGGAGCUAUUGGUUGUGGACCACAAGAGCAAUUUAAAAACUGCGCUGAUGUAGCAAUUAAUUAAAUCAAAAUUAUAAACUAUUUCGAAAAAUCGUCCCAACAAAAACUUACAUAGACCAAAGUAGGUACAAUAAGCUUACUGAUUAAAACAAAAACACGAUGCAAUAAAAAGUUUGAGCAAUUUUUGUA
Messenger RNA from Eupeodes corollae, 835 nucleotides. RefSeq lists its product as uncharacterized. NCBI's taxonomy places the organism in Eukaryota, Metazoa, Arthropoda, Insecta, Diptera, Syrphidae. The transcript is spliced from 3 exons. The record is from RefSeq and is a predicted model, not a curated record. Bases 78 to 710 code for a protein of 210 amino acids.